AUGAGUGUGGAGGAUUCUCCCAGCGUCUUUAUGGACUGCGCAGUGGCGCUGGUAAAUGAGCUGAAUAAUGAGAGGCCCACGCCAUUGGCCAAGCAGACCGAGGCAGUGCAUCUCUUCCUGUCCAUGCUGGCUGACACCAAGGUCCAGCUGCCGCCGGCAGAAUGUAGGGACCUGCUUCAGCAGCUGCUGGCCAAGGCUGACCCCAAGAGCCUGCACGGCAGCUGGACGGCGUUGCUGCCCAUGUCGGACUUGCUGCGCGUGCGGCAUGCCGCGGCCGCCACCAUAGCAACUCUUUUGGAGGGUCCAACCCAGCGGGCCUACUUGGCGGUAGCAGAGGCGCGAGAGAUGGAACGGCUGCACGUUAGGGGCUUCAUCACCCUAUCGGCCAGCCUGGGCCAGAUGCUGGUGGCGCUUCACCAGGCACUUCUGUACAGCAUCCGGCAUGAGCACGACCCUCUGACCCUGGCUGCCACGUUGCGUGCACUGGGCACAUUGCUGCUGGGUGCCCCCUACCAUCGCCUGCCUCCACAGCUGCUGCCGCUGUGUCUGCUGUUUGCCUAUGCGGGCUGCCAGCAGUCAGCGCUACAGCUAGAGGCAGUGAUGGCGCUACGGGGACUGGUGCAGCAGCAUACGGCGCUGGUCCAAGACUACUGGGAGCUGGAGUGCCCCAAUUUCCGCAGCCGAGCCCUGGCGGCAGCAGCCUUGCAGCAGCUGAGCAGCACGGCCGUGCGGCUGCAUGGCGGGGAAAGGCUGGUGCAGGUGCUAGAUGUGGCGGCGGCCGUGCUGUUCCAAGGCAAGCACUCUGGGUUCAGCGUUGCGGCGGCUGCAGCGCCGCCCAAUCAUCACUCGGACCAGUAUCAGUAUCGAGCACGGCGGCCGGAGCCAGCGGAGCUGGGGGCUAAGGCACAGCUUGAGGCGGCCUUGGUGGCGGCGGUGCUGCACAUGCUGGCGCUGCUCCCCGCUGUUGCAUGUGGGGCUGGUGGUGCCGGCGUCGAGGGGACGGUGUGGCCCUUGUUGGGGAGAGGCGCCCAGCUGGGGGAUUUGCAGCGCCUCGUGCGGCAGGCGCGCCGGGAACUGCUGGUGGGAAACACGGAGGAGCGGCGGCAUGGAGAUCUGCUAGAGCAGGCAGCGGAAUUAGCAGCGAUGGGAGCAGCACGAGCGGAGUUUGGUUGGGGCCUGUUCGACCUGUCGCAAGCAUCGGCCGAGCUGACGGCAGCUGCCGCCUGCGGGCUCGCGCUGCUGGAAGGCUACUAUGGUGCCAGCGCGGAGUGGCUCGGCAUCCUGCCAGAACUGCGGCACCCGGCGCUGGAUGCGGCCUGCCCGCUUGUGCCCGCAGACCCAGAUGAGGGCACACAAGAGGUGGAAGCCGUGGAGGCAGCCCCCACAGUUCUGGCGCUGGUGGAUGCGUGCUGGGAGGAGGAAGGGGCCCUGGAUGCAGUGAAGAGUGCUCUGACAGCGGCGGUAGAGGCGUUGCCACCCGUCGGGCGCUUUGGUCUCGUCAGCUUUGGUUCGCAGAUUGCACUGCACCAAGUGUCCCCUAAUGGAGAUGUCAGCGACCGUCUGGUGCUGCAUGAACCCGCCGCUGAGGCAGAGGAAAGCCCUCUCGAGAAUGUAGCACCACUGGGCUCCGUGCUGGCGCCUGUGUGCACUUGCAAGACCGCCAUGCUGGCCGCUAUCGAGGGUUUGGAGGCAGAGCCACCUGCGGGUGGCGGCCGGGAACGGGCCCUGGGUGACACUUUGCGCGCGGUGCUGCGCUGGGUGGCCACAGGUGCGGCAGCUGCCUCAGCUGAUGGUUUUGUGCAGCAGCAGGCUGCUGCUGCUGCGCCGCAGCAGCAAGAAGAACCCGGGCGCGAAGACAGCGGCAGCGAGGAGGGCUUUGGAACCACCACCGGCAGCCUUCUGCCAGCACAGGGGUUUCCCGGCCUGCGCCUGCUGCUCUUCCUGUCCGGCCCACCCAAUGUUGCAGGCGCGGUGGUGGCCCGCAAACCAGCACCAAUUGAUCCGAAAGAGGUUAAAGUGGCAGCAGAGGCAGCAGCUGCGGACGCUGCAAAGAAUUUUGCUGGGCUUGUGCUCGACCCUGCCUACGUUGAGCUCACUGCCUGGGGCGACGCUGCUGCUGCCAGCGUGGAAGCAGCGGCAGCAAAGGCUGCAGCAAGGGCAAAGGCUGCCGCGGAUGCUGCUGCUGCUGCUGGAGACCUCUCACAUGCCACGCCACCAGGCGUGGCGGAGGCAGACCUUGUCAUCCAGGAGGAAGCGCGGGAUUUCUGGGUUGAAGUAGGCGCCGCGGCAGCGGCGUUGGGCAUCAGCGUCGACAUUUUUGCUGCCUGUGCCGGCUGGAUUGGCCUGAAGCUGCUGGAGCCUCUAGCCACCAAGAGCGGCGGCAGCCUACUGCUCUAUAGCUCGCUCGAGGCGGCACCGCUACCGCAGGCAUGCGCUGUGGAUGAUGUCUACAAGAGUGUGACGCAGCCACGCGCCUUUGCAUGCGUAUUGCGCCUGCGCUGUUCACCGGAGCUCCGCCUGGCUAGCUAUUAUGGUCGCUUGACGGCGGACAGGGAGCCAGGCCUGUUCCGGCUGGUAGCCUGUGGCCCGGAGGAUGCAUUUGCCUUUGAGAUGGACCGCACUGAGCAAUACUCCAGUGGGGCAGCCCCUGCCGUGCAGCUCGUGUUGCAGUACAGCAUGCUGCUGCCCGCCAGCCCUGCGGCAGGAGAGGAGCAGGAGGGAGGUAGUGGCGGAACACGGUUUGUGCUAUGCCGUCGCAUGCGCAUCCUCACGGCGGCAGUGCAAAUGGCAUCCACUCCGCAGCAGCUGUAUGAGCACUGUGAUGCCGAGGUCACCACCUGUUUGGUGGUGCACAAAGCGCUGGAGGUGGCGGCGGCCCGGGGCGCCGCUGCUGCCAGGCAGAUGCUGCUGGACUGGCUGGCUGGACUGGCAGCGCGGGUGGCAGACCCAGACGCGCUUUUGUGGCAUCGGCGGCGAGGCGAGACGCCUCCACCGGUCGAGGUGGAUGCCUCCCUGUCAACGGUGGAGGCGCUGCAGCAGCUGCCGCAUGUAGUGUAUGCGCUGCUGCGCGGCCCGCUCCUGCAAGCCACGCCAGUGGCACCAGACCCGACCCUGUUCAGAAUGGCUUCAUCAGCGGGAGCUCACUGGCAUGCACACCCCGAGGCGGCAGCCGCGCUGCAGGCGUUGCUGCAGGUGCUGCCACCGGACGAGGCAACGGUGGCGGUGUGCCCGCAGCUCAGUAGCUGGGCCAGCCCCGACGAGGUGGCCGUGUGGAGGCAUUCGCUGUCAGCAGCAGCCCUGGCAGUGGAGCAGCAGCCCAUAUGGUGCCUGGAUACCUUCCAGCACCUCAUCGUACUGUAUUCUGCCACUGACUUUGGCCUGGUGGGCGGCCCGCCGCCGCCAAUUUUCCCACCCCCCGCUGGCAGCCUCCUACGCCGCACGUUGGCAGGGAUUCGCCAGGUGCGGCGCAGCACCCCGGAGCUGCUGCUGCUGCGCCAGGGCAUCGACGACAUCUCCUUUUUCAAUUCCUUCUUACUCGAGGAUGCGCCAUCACUGCCGCCAGCACCUGCGAUGGGGCCAUUUGGAGGCGACGCCAGCACGGCGGGCCCGGCAGCAGCAACAGAGCAGCGCCAGCUACACCCCCCAAGCUUUGUGUCGUUCCUGGAGUCGGUGGCGGUGGCGGCACAGGAGAUGCUGCGCACUGGCCAGUAA
Messenger RNA from Chlorella variabilis, 3711 nucleotides. RefSeq lists its product as hypothetical. Gene Ontology annotation, biological process: COPII-coated vesicle cargo loading. The coding region runs from base 1 to 3711 and encodes 1236 amino acids. The record is from RefSeq and is a predicted model, not a curated record. Gene Ontology annotation, cellular component: endoplasmic reticulum exit site; COPII vesicle coat. Lineage: Eukaryota; Viridiplantae; Chlorophyta; Trebouxiophyceae; Chlorellales; Chlorellaceae. The transcript has 16 exons. Gene Ontology annotation, molecular function: zinc ion binding; SNARE binding.